CUCAUCCUGGGCGACCGCGAAUAGGUUGCUGUUCCACGAAUCAUUAUGUUACGGCAGGGUCUAGCAGCAGUGAAGUCCAGGGCCUGUCUUCCCUGCAGAAGAUGGCUCGCAAGCGCUGCUAGCGAGAAACAUGGGCACCUUCCUAGUUCGCAGUCUCCCAUUACAUCGAAGCUGAAGUUCUUCAAGUCGGUGACGGAGGAUGGUGGGCAAAUACCGACGUAUCGAGUUUUGGAUGGGGUUGGGAAGGUGAUUGAUGGGGCAGAGGUGCCUGAGAUCGACCAAGCAUUCGCCAGGAAGAUAUAUGAGAACAUGGUUCUCCUUCCGACACUUGACACGCUGUUAUAUAAUGUACAGCGGCAAGGGAAGAUCUCGUUCUAUAUGACUGCUUAUGGUGAAGAAGCCACUAUCAUAGGCUCAGCAGCGGCACUCGCCAAUGACGACGAAGUGCUAGGGCAAUACCGAGAAGCAGGUGUUCUCCUGUGGCGCGGCUUCGGUUUGGACAACAUCAUGGCUCAGUGCGUAGGCAACGAGGAAGAUACCUCGGGCAAGGGUAGACAGAUGCCAGUCCACUUUGGUUCCCCGAAACAUCACUUCCUCACCAUAUCCUCGCCCCUCGCCACUCAAAUCCCCCAAGCCGCCGGCGUCGCGUACGCCAUCUCCCGCUCGCCCCGCCGCGGGAAGAACUGCGCGGCAGUGUACUUCGGCGAGGGCGCCGCCUCCGAGGGCGACUUCCACGCGGGGAUGCUCUUCGCAUCGACCAUCCCUUCGCCGACGCUAUUCAUCGCGCGGAACAACGGGUUCGCGAUUUCCACGCCAGCGAAUGAGCAGUAUCACGGCGACGGGAUUGCUGCGAGGGGCCCGGGGUAUGGAGUGUGGACGGUGAGGGUUGAUGGGAACGAUGUCCUCGCUGUGUUGGGCGCUGUGAGGGAAGCAAGGAAACGAUGUAUCGAAGAGGGGAGAGGGGUGUUAGUCGAGGCUAUGACAUACAGGGUGGGCCAUCAUUCGACAUCGGACGACUCGUUCGCAUAUCGGUCAAGGUCGGAGGUAGAGGAUAAGAAGCGGAUCGACAAUCCCAUCACGCGGUUCAGGUUGUUCAUGGAGUCGCGGGGGUGGUGGUCGAGUGACGAGGAGGAGGUGCUGCGCGCGAGGCUGAAGAAGGAUGUACUCGAAGCGUUCAAGCGCGCGGAAGGGUUGCCGAGGAACGAGCUGAAGGAGCUGUUUACGGACGUAUACGGAGGGGAGGAACCGUGGAAUAUUAAGGAGCAGAGGGAAGAGUUGGCGGGGCUGCUCAAGAAAUACGGUGAUAGCUGGGAGCCUUGGAAGAAUGAGCUUGCGAGAUUUAAGAGGAAAGGUCAGGACAUACUGCAGAAGACGGACUAGUGAAUGGAUGGCUAUCACAGUACUCCUCCUUGGCACGCCAGUCCUCGGGUACCGUCUGAACUGUGCGGAACGCUGUACUUGGAAGCUGGGCUGAUCAGUAAUAUAUGUAGUGGAAGAAAUUAUUCAAGUCUUGACUGCGGGCUAGCUACGUCUGCUCUUACCG
This is a messenger RNA of Gloeophyllum trabeum ATCC 11539, 1543 nucleotides long. RefSeq lists its product as uncharacterized. The coding region runs from base 46 to 1380 and encodes 444 amino acids. Gene Ontology annotation, biological process: branched-chain amino acid catabolic process. The record is from RefSeq and is a predicted model, not a curated record. The transcript is spliced from 10 exons. Gene Ontology annotation, molecular function: oxidoreductase activity, acting on the aldehyde or oxo group of donors, disulfide as acceptor. NCBI's taxonomy places the organism in Eukaryota, Fungi, Basidiomycota, Agaricomycetes, Gloeophyllales, Gloeophyllaceae.